AUACAUAUUUAUUUCUGAGACAAAAAUCUUGUGGUCCACAUGGGGUCACUUGCGGGGGUGCGGUAUUGUUCUGCCAGCUCCGAUCCUUUACAGGCAUGAAGUGGGGUCUAUAAUUCAUAUAAUGAUGCCCUGAAAGCCAAAGGGGGCUCCUCUCCUUCUUGGUCCCACCAGGCAGUCAGGCAACCAGAUAUGGCCUAAGUGGGGAUACUGCCCAACCCGGCACGAACAGCGUGAUAAAAUAUGGGCACAUUUCCUCCAUUUCAAAAGUGACUGACCAAAAUGAUGUCCCACAAAUAGAGAAUUUGUGAGAUCUGUAAUGUUUGGUGACAGAAUCGGCAUCGGGAGGACCCUUAGGACCCGCUCUAUCGGGGGUAGUUAUUAACGCUGCAAAAGACACACACAAGGCGCUCAUCUAAUUAACCAUGUAAUUACUGAUCUGUCAUCCACAAUUACACACACCUCACCAGGAAACUGCCCCCACGCUCCAUGUGCCCCCGGAGGCUCUGACUGGGAUAACAUAUAUAUAUAUAUAUAUAUAUACAUAUCAGUGUCAUUUCCGAGAGGGUGCAAUUAUUUAUACAAGUAGCUGCCAGGUCCACUGGUAAUAAUGGAGCACAGGGGCCCACCAGGAGAAGAGACGGUAUAUCCUAGAAGACAAUAGCUGCAAGAACUGAUCCCUUCUUCUUAGGACCGGACCCCCAGCAGCUGCUUAGAAACCAUUAGAUUGUCUACAUUGGAUGCAACUGUAACAAACCCUCAGCUGUAACUAUAAAGUUGUGCGCCCUCAUUGAAACACUGCUAUAAUCUUGCUGCUGCCCUCAUAGAGAGAUCUGUUCCUGUAACCAAGCUUUCUACCCACUUGACUCUCCAAGAAUCUUCUGCCAUGGAGGUGAACUUGACAUUACUGUAUAAAAACGUGACUCAGGUGUCCAUCAUCUCAGCCAAAAUUAAUGAAAUCGCUAAAAUUAUCUUCCUGGCCUUCACCAUUUUCAGUUUUUGCCUGUUCUUGUACUUUAUGACAGUUUUGCUGAUGGUCUACUUCACCACUCCUCACGUACGUGACAAUUCCCGCUACAUAUUCUUCGCUCAUAUGCUCAUCAAUGACACAAUGUACCUAAUCUUAGGACUCUUCCUUUUAUUGGCUCAUAGGUAUCGGUUGUAUUUUCCAGUGCCAAUGUGUCAUUUCAUUCUCACCCUAAUAGUCACCAGUUUUUUGGUCACUCCGUACAACUUGGCGGCCAUGGCUCUGGAACGAUACAUAGCAAUCUGUUUUCCUCUUAGACAUGCACUUUUAUGUACUGCCCAAAGGACAUAUCUGAUCAUUGUGAUGAUAUGGUUUGUUGGUCUACUCCCAAGUUUCGUGGACUUUAUUAUCCUCAUCCUUUCUGUUGAGAAGAAUUUUAUCUCCUGGCGUACCUUAUGCAGACAGGAUCGGCUCAUAGUCCGUCAGGUGCAGUACACCUUAAGAUCCAUCUCCUACAUUGGUAGUUUAUUUCUGGUGGCUCUUAUCAUUCUAGUCACCUACAUGAAGGUUAUGUUGGUUGCUUGGAAAAGUGGUUCUGGUAAAUCCGCUGCCUCCAGGGCUGGUAAAACCCUUCUACUUCACACGGUUCAACUUUUUUUGAGCAUGGUUUCACUCAUCUCUAUAGUUACUGAGUCGUCUUCUGGAGAGUACAUUGAAAUCUUGGUCAGUGCCAACUUUUUGAUGUUCAUGUGUUUUCCAAGGACCCUCAGCCCUCUCAUCUAUGGUGUAAGGGAUGAAGUGUUCAGUAAAUGCAUCAAAAACAUGUAUUCUGGUUGGCAUCAGAAUCGGGUUAUGGUGCGCCGAUAACUCAUGAUUAGAGAUGAGUCAGCUCUUC
Hyla sarda is the source of this 1859-nucleotide messenger RNA. RefSeq names its product odorant receptor 131-2-like. The transcript is spliced from 5 exons. The record is from RefSeq and is a predicted model, not a curated record. Gene Ontology annotation, cellular component: membrane. Gene Ontology annotation, biological process: G protein-coupled receptor signaling pathway. NCBI's taxonomy places the organism in Eukaryota, Metazoa, Chordata, Amphibia, Anura, Hylidae. The coding region runs from base 884 to 1831 and encodes 315 amino acids. Gene Ontology annotation, molecular function: G protein-coupled receptor activity.